Molecule: messenger RNA, 959 nt
Organism: Dimorphilus gyrociliatus
Lineage: Eukaryota; Metazoa; Annelida; Polychaeta; Dinophilidae
Source: the annotation of a GenBank genome assembly
GAGCAAGCAGAUUAGUAUGAAGUUUAGUUUCAAUAAAAUAUUUUAAACGUUAAAAUAAUGAUUUUAAAAUAUUUAUUGUAUUUUACCUUACUCGUUUGUUCUAAAUCAACCAAACUUUUUCUUAGUGAAAUUGGUUUGGCAUCAGCAAAAGUUGAAUAUAUUGCUUUUCCUGGUAGUUUGGAUAAUAUUAAAGUGAAUAUUAUCUCAUCCACCAAGACUGUGGUUCACAGCCAUCAGCCUGACCCUCCCCCUACUGCCGGUAUAGCUAAUUCGGUAAUAGACUUUACUGACUUUCCAUCAAGUGAUCAAUUUCUAAUUGUUCUGUAUCAAGAACAAGCACCAAAUACUGACACUACGUAUGCCAACUACAUAAAAGAAGAUAUAAUAGAUGCUGUUGUUUUAUCACCUAUUCAGAAUGAAUAGUGAUCCUCAUUUCUCCCAAAAGGUCAUUGAUUCCAGAACUAAGAGAAUUGUUACGACAUUGUAGGCAGAAGUGGUCAAUCAAUUUAUAUUUUGAAUGAUAAUUCAACUAAUACAAGUGUUCAAGGCGUCCUUAAAGACGAUUAUUACAUGCAUCAGAUUAUUAUUCAAUAUAAAGGUGGAGUGAUCAUUGUUGAUAACUCAUUCAUUCAAAUCAAUGACAAAAAAUUGAAAUGGUUCAAUUUGGUUGAAUACAAAGUUCACUUAGCCAAUAUUCAUGUUAAGUCAACUGAAGAAAUUCAUAUUGAAACAUUUUAUAAAAAAUUCAAAUUAGUUACAAUUGUCAAAAAAGAAUUUAAAGCAUACAGUGGCACAUUUCUCAAUGUUUACUUUGAACAUAUUAAUAUAUUUUAUGAAAACCUUGGAGGAUUAUUUGGAGAUAUUGGAAAAAAGACAUUCAUUUUCAAUGAAAAUAUUCAAGUGAACUCAAAUAAUGUUAAAGUUGAUAAUAUUGAAAUUGAAUCAACUAUUACAAGAAG